AUGUGGAGAAUUUUUCAAGAUUGGGGAAGAGUCUGGGAAGUUUUCAUCCCAAACAAGAGGGAUAAAGGUGGAAACCGCUUUGGUUUCGUGCGUUUUUCCGACGUGACAGAACCUUCUCUGCUGGCAAGGAAGCUUGACAAGGUGUUUAUUGGUAAUAUGAAACUCUUCGUCAACAUCCCUAAGUUCUCGAAACCUCAUAGGGAUAGGAGCAUCCACAACGGACCUCGGAAGAUUCCCUUCCACGGAACGGAGUCGCGCGUCCCUGUUCCCGGUGAAUACAAACAGGCCCUCUUGAGUGGUUUGGAGCCACAGAUGAAAGUGAAAGAAGGAGGUUAUGUCACUAAGCAGAAUAAGGAGAAAGCACCUUUGGAGAACAGAAAGGCUCUGAAGGCCCCUUUGGAGACAAACUCCAUGCAGUGGCAGAUAAGUGGCUUUAACCUGGAUGGAAACAUUCAGAGUUGGCUCGCUAAGAGCUGGGUGGGAAAACUCAGGAAGCUAAGCGAUAUUAACACUCUCCAACAAAACUUCAUCUUGCAAGGAUUCAGAACCUUGAAAGUGAGGUAUUUGGGGGACUUCAUUGUUUUACUUUCUGGGGAAGGGGAGGAAGACUUAAGCAACACAUUCCACGACAUGGAUAAUUGGUUAUCCUCCACUUUUGAAGAAUUGAACCCUUGGAAACCUAUCCCUUUCUCUGACCACAGAGUGACUUGGCUUCGCUGCUUUGGCAUUCCACUUCAUCUCUGGAAUCAUAUUUGCUUCAGCACCCUCAUAGCAAGUUUUGGUUCUUUGGUGGCUCUGGAUGAUGCCACCCUCUCUUUCGAUAGGGUGGAGUUUGCACGACUGAGGAUUAGAACUAAGAACCUGUAA
Lotus japonicus is the source of this 867-nucleotide messenger RNA. RefSeq lists its product as uncharacterized. The transcript has a single exon. Bases 1 to 867 code for a protein of 288 amino acids. The record is from RefSeq and is a predicted model, not a curated record. NCBI's taxonomy places the organism in Eukaryota, Viridiplantae, Streptophyta, Magnoliopsida, Fabales, Fabaceae. Gene Ontology annotation, molecular function: nucleic acid binding.